GCUGUUGCAUACAGUACAGCAUGAUGUGUGCAUCCAAUGCCAAGGUCUCAGAGCAAAGCCACUCUGGAUUUUUGUUCGAUGUUUCUACCCUUACCUGCCAUGGUUCCUCUUGCGACUUGCCACCCGCGAGCGUGCUAGGGUGACGAAGCCAAGAGGUGGGAAAGCGAUGGCCGACGAUGUUGUUGUGCCGACUGCGCCUUCAUCUGUGGCACACGCUCCUGUGAUGGCUACUCCAACGCCAUUGUCCACGGCGUCUGGCUCAGCACCAACAAACAAUAUGACUACGGACAGUGUAAUUUCGUCCACCGAUUCUGUCACUCGCAGGGCAUUGGAGGCGCGCUUGGACGUAACCAAUGUCGCAGCCAAGGCCGCUGGCAGUGGCAGUCCAGCUGUACCAGUUGUCACGUGCACUGUCAACCACACUCCUGGAAAGCCUAGCACUUUAAUCAACAGCGUGGCACAUCUACCACUGACAGAGUUUCAUUCACCAAACGUAACGUCGGUCAUUGAUGCAGCGACCAACAACCCUUUGCCGAACGCUGCCAACAAGAAUGCGGCGGCGAAACUGCAGGAGCAGCUCAUGCUCGGUGCUGCACAGCGCAUCACAUCCACCCCGGCCUCGGCGAAAUCAGCAGCAGCAGCACGCACUCAAAGUGAUGGCCAGUCCACAGGACCUCCGAAUUCACCGCCAUGUCCACUAACAUCCAGCGCAGCUGCGCCACAGAACCCCAGUGCUCCAUCGUCAGCCUCCGGUGAACACAAGCAGCCGCGCUCGAAACCCAUGGGCAUGGAGUCACCUCCGAUUGAAAUGCGAGGAGUCGCCCCGGUACCUCCGAUGGAUGGUGGUGGUGGUGGCGGCGGCGGCAGCAUGCUUGUGCCGAUACCUGUGAACGGCGGUGUCGUGAGUGCAAUGACUGGUGCAGUGUUUGCCAGCAGCCAGCCCAUGCCUGUAGCCGUACCCGGUGCUAGCGUUGCUAUUGCUGCUGCCGCUACUCACGACAAUCGCAUCGUAUCCCCGCCAUCAACAAGUCGCGUUACGUCCCCGCAACAGCAGCAGCAGGGCGGUGGGCGACACGUUACGACGUCACCGUAUUCAGUGUCCACUGCGGACGUGUCGACGGCGCACUCUGCCGGUGGUGGUGGCAGUACGGUCAUGGCGCAGUCGUCGUCGCUGCUCCCCGCUGCUGCUGCUGCAGGAGGUGUUGGAGCAGCACCAGCAGCGACAGCGGUACCAAUGGCAGCACUGACCGUGGCCAACCAGCAACCGCCGACGGCGAUGUUCAAUGGCCAGCAGAUACCAGUGGUGGAGAAUCAUAUACCACUAAACGCGAAUCAUUUCAGUGCCAGUAGCCAGGCUGUUGCAGCGGCUGCUACUGCUGCUGCGUUACCUGGUCAAGUGGCAGCAGCAAAAUCACAACAACAACAACACCGACCGGUCUAUCCGUAUUUCAUCGACCCCGAGUGUAUGCCAAAUGGUUUCCCGCCUGGUAUGUAUAUGAGCAGUGUGUCGUCCGCUGGCCAGUUCAUUCCGCCGGGCAUGGCAGUGUGUGCACCACCCCCAGGAGCGCCAGCCGCCAUGGUGGCCUCCGCGCCCGCCGGUGCUGUGCGACCCGUCGGCCCUCCGGCGCCCGGCCAACCAAUGACCUAUCUAAGCAGAGCCAUCAUGAUGCCGUCCGGGGUGGUGCAGAUCGACGGUGCUAAUGGGCCUCAGUACUACUACCAGCAGGAAAUGGUUCCGUCAAUACGUCACAUGAACGAGGUGUAUCAGCAGCAACAGCAGCAGCAGCCGCAACAGCAUCAUCAUCAGCAGCAACAACAACAACAGGUACCCGCGCUAGUUGCUGCAUCGCGUAAUGUGCCGCCUGUGGGUAGUGGUGGCGGCAGUGACCCGCCAAGUGAGCGCCACUCACGUGCUGCUAGUCCGACGACAUCGCCGUUGCCUGGCAUCCUUCGCAAGCGCAAUCAUGACGGGACGAGGAAGAUGGCGCCGAACACCGCUGCAGACCGAAGCAGCUUCAGCAACGGCAUUACUACGAACGAUCAAGUCAACGGCACCGACAGUCACGCUGAUCAACACAUGGGCGACCUAAGCCGAACGCCAAGCAAAGGUGGCUAUGCGAUGCCGGGUAGCGGCCGCGCACUCGACUUCCAGCACCGUGGCGGCGGUGGCAGCACUGCAGCGUCCUCCUCCAAGUCUCAGUCGGCCGCGGCCCUGAAAGCACUGCAUGCGUCGAGCUCCAGUCACCGAUCGUCCUCGAUAUCCACCACCGUACAAGCCACGCUGGACCCCGGCUUCAGGCAGACGAGUUCGUCAAAGCUGGCUGUGCCGCACGCGGCCGGGAGCACGUCAGAUGUAGUAGGCCCGUCUCCGCGUAAGAAGCCUCGUAAGCAGACGGUGAAAGCCACCGAGGACCCACUAGCCAGCAAUGUCCCUACUGGUAAUACUCUGCCAGGGGAGUUUCGUAGCGGUAGCGCCAGCUCUCGCCAAGUUGCCGCUUCGGUCCCUGCGCCGAAGGAACCAGUCGUACAAGUCGCCGCGAAACCGCAGAAGGCCGGCAUCCACCAGUUCCCGUUUCGCCGGCGAAUGAACGUGGCAUACGGUGGUGGCUAUGUACCGCGUGGUAAAACAGCGCUCAAUCACUUUGUCCGUGCCAGUGACGUCAAGGUGAAAGAUGAAAAGAAGACAAGUCUAUCAGAUGUUGCCAGCAAGGUGAAAGGCCAUCCGGAGAUGAUCGAAGGCAACCGUAUCCAUCACGUCCUUGCAAACAUCGAUGCCAUUUGUAAGGACGAAAAAGAAAAGGCCGACCGCUACUCUACGUACUUCCUGGCGGAGAAAUGGAAAGAUGAUCCGGAUAUAAAGGAGGAUGUCGACGGGAUCAUGGAUUUGCUACAGGGUAACGUGCUGCGCAGCAAAGCGCUAAUCGACCAGCUGACUGAAGUGAAGCAAACCCUACUGAAGGUGCUAGACCAUACUCGAAAGGUCAAGGACAUAACGGCCCGUGUCUCCACGCAGAAGUCUAAGAAGAAAAACACGUCGUCCUAACGCUCUGCGUCCUUCGCGGUUGUUGGUUUCUUUCUCGGUGAGGCCAUCUCACUCUCACCGUGUUGAUUUCUGUCCCGAUGCUGUCCUUUGUUAUUGUCCGUCUUCGCUUGAGCUUGAGAUGAUGAGGUGCCUCAGUACUCGGCCAAUUUUCUAGAUCUUAGUGUUGUUAUCGCAUAUUAUUUGUUUUUGCUUUCAUAACCGCUCAUAAUUUGUAAUGCCGUCUUCUUUUUUUGCUAGGCUGUGCCUAGGUGAUGGUGAAAUAAAACUCAUGUAUUUGUACGGUCCAGAACCUCACAUGCCGCUGUGCACUCCCAGAUUCCUGUGCCACUCAUGAAAUAUUCAUAUAACCACGGGCAACGUGUUUUCUUUGUAGCUAUGUGCUUUGGCUUUCUCCACCGACACCUCGACCUUCGAUAAUUUCUGGUCAUGUGCUUGAGGUGUGCAUGCUGAUAGUUUUUUUGUAUUUUCGUGCUAGAUUGAGAAAAGCCACGAUAAAAAGCAGGAAUAGCUAUAUAUCCCCUUUACUACGUUGCUUGUUACCAUGAAAUUUGCCAUGUGGAGCGCUUUUCACACAAUACUAGUUACCUUUUUUCUUUUUUUUUUGGUUUUGUCUAGUCUUAGAACUUGAAUUUCUUCAGUUCUUGGCCCUCGGGGUCCUACCCUAGUAAGAUUUUCUUUCCAGUUGUAGACUUUUCUGUCUGCUGUCCACUUUAACCCGUGUGUUAUGUUGUAUUUGAGUGGCACUAUCGAUCCUGCACUGCUUUCGGUGCAGUGCAAAACGUA
Sycon ciliatum is the source of this 3826-nucleotide messenger RNA. Its product is annotated as histone deacetylase complex subunit SAP130-like. The record is from RefSeq and is a predicted model, not a curated record. The transcript is spliced from 15 exons. Bases 167 to 3043 code for a protein of 958 amino acids. Gene Ontology annotation, cellular component: Sin3-type complex. Gene Ontology annotation, biological process: negative regulation of transcription by RNA polymerase II. NCBI's taxonomy places the organism in Eukaryota, Metazoa, Porifera, Calcarea, Leucosolenida, Sycettidae.